AUGCAUCGACCGAAACCCCACAUUCGAGUUUAGUAGGAAAAGGACAUUUUGGAUGGAUUCAGCAGAUUGUAAUAAGUCUAGCCUUUGAUACAGAUAAAUCCUACAGUUGAUAAAAUUCCAAAUAUGAAAAAAAUUCGGCUUUUAGAGGACAGAUAUACAUAAAUUGAGAAAGAUAAUAGAUUGUUGUUGGAGAAAAUUACAAACAUUAUGAAGAGUGAAACCAAUAGAACGAGGAGACCGAGACGUGUUUCCAGUUUUGAAUGUAGAAAGAAGAGUGAGUAAUAACAAAUCAGAAAAGAAAACCAAAUACUUUUGUCAAAAAUAAGCAAUAAAAAAUCCUAUUAUUCUAAAAACCAUUUUGAUAAAGAAUGGAAUAAAACGAAGCAAUACUUUAUUAAUCUAGGAGGUUUGCGUAGUUUAAGUUAAAAAUAAAAAGAAUUUAACUAAUCAUUUUUCUAUUGA
Molecule: messenger RNA, 462 nt
Organism: Paramecium octaurelia
Lineage: Eukaryota; Ciliophora; Oligohymenophorea; Peniculida; Parameciidae
Source: the annotation of a GenBank genome assembly